UGACUGCAUUUAACGCUUCAAGCUUUGACUUCCAUCUGCUCUUGUCCGCCUUUCGUUUGAUAGACCUACUGUGAUAUGUUUUCAUAACUUACUUCUUCUCGUCCUCUCGAUGGAAGAUGGCGCAAUAGGGACCUAAUACUGUGACACGGCCAGCCCCCAAAAGCUCUAUCAGCAACCUGGGGGAUGUACUUUGAAACAUCGAGAAGGUCCUGGAUUCGUUCGGAAUCACCGACGCAAACUGGGGUCCCGGGAGUCGAGUCCGGUCCAGUCAUCAAUGCACCAAUCUUCAACCUUCAAUCAACUCUAGCAUUCGGUUAAUACUGCAAAGCCUCUGCAGAGAAAAACGUUCUGUGUUCCACGACGAGAAGGGAGAGGCGGUGCAUCGCCACCGGAAAUCCUGUGUCGGAGCACCGGAUACCGCCGGACACCCGACCGGCAGUUUUCUCCUGGUAUUUUGCCAGCACUUAUUCUCCAACCACGUCUUUACUGCAAGGGCUUGAGAGGAUCCUCAACGUCGACGUCGACAGCACUCCAGUAGGAUGUGUUUACAAGUCUUUACCGACGUUCAUUAAUGCGCAUCCGUCACUCACAAUGCUCCUCAUUGCAUUCCGCCACAUAUUUCACCGCCAAAAGCAUUGCUGUUGAGCUCAAACCAACCAUGACUUCAAUUUUCAGCGCACCUCGUCGACUGUACACGGCAUUCCAUCCUCCACAAAGCAGUCCAAGAACCGAUGAUAGCAAAUCAGUCAAGUUUGGAAUACUCGGCGCAGCUGAUUGCACCUCUAGCGUUGAUUAUACCCGCGAAGAAUCAUCCUGAAGUUGAGGUCUUUGCAGUUGCAGCGAGAGAUAUUAAGAAGGUGAAGGCGUUUGCGAAGAAACAAGGGGUACCCAAAGCAUAUGAAGGGUAUCAAGCGCUCUUGGACGACCCCGAAGUCGAAGCUGUUUAUAAUCCCCUUCCGAAUGGGCUCCAUUUUGAGUGGACGAUGAAAGCUUUAACAGCGGGAAAACACGUUUUAUUAGAGAAGCCAUCUUCGAACACGGCGGACGAGACACGUCGAAUGUUCGAAUUUGCAGAGAGUAAAGGGUUGAUUCUUUUGGAAGCUUUUCACUAUAGAUUCCAUCCUGCGAUACACAGAACCAAGGCCAUCAUUGAAAGCGGAGAACUUGGUGCCAUUAGGAACAUUCGAGUGGAAAACAUGGCACCUAUUCCUUGGAGCGACGAUGAUAUCCGAUAUAACUAUGAUCUGGGUGGAGGAGCUCUUAUGGACAUGGGAUGCUAUACAAUCAGCUGCAUGCGAUAUCUAGCAGGCACCAAUCCGACAGAAGUCCUCACCUCGACCUACGAGCCGCACAAACCCAAGUCGGCGCCGUCGAAUUACGAAUCCAAGGUUGACAGGAUGACAACUGCUACGCUUUCUUUCCCCAAUGAUGUCACAGGAACUAUAUGUACCGACUUGUCGAUGCCUCUGAGAUUUAAAAUCAUUCCUCCCAUGCCACGAGUCAGUGCGGUAGUCGAAUGUGAACAGGGUAGUGUGGAGUUGUUCAACUUCCCUCUACCGACUAUAUACCAUUCCAUUACCGUUACGAAGCGGGAAGGGAAGAAGACGAAGACGCGGACGGAGAGGGUGUACAAGCCUUCGGAUGCUGGGAUGGAAUACAAGGGAGAAGAUUGGUGGUUGACUUAUCGUUAUCAGUUAGAGGCGUUUGUGGAUCGUUUGAAAGGGAGGGAGCCACAGACGUGGGUUGAUAAGGAGGAUAGUGUUGCAAUGAUGGAAUGGAUUGAAAAGGUGUAUGAAAAGAAUGGACUUGGUGUUCGACCCAAGUCGACCUAUACUCCUUGAAACAAUGUUCCUCGAUGUUUUGAAGUUAAACUUACGUUUCAUCUGUCCUUUUCACAAUCGGGUGUUAUUCUUCUGGGGUCUUAUCAUAACCCUGUUCGUUGAUCAAACUGGCGUUAUCGUGUCUUGAAUCUUCUUUCGUUUCUCGUCAUGGAGGUGUGUCGAGCCCGUAGUACUUGAGCUGAGCGGGAGGCGAAGGCGUGGCAGGUAUUUUGAAAGACAACACUCGCGGAGCGAUUUAAUGAAACCCAUGAGUGCUUGAGUACUUACUGC
Molecule: messenger RNA, 2111 nt
Organism: Marasmius oreades (fairy-ring Marasmius)
Lineage: Eukaryota; Fungi; Basidiomycota; Agaricomycetes; Agaricales; Marasmiaceae
Exons: 8
Coding region: 732-1841 (369 amino acids)
Molecular function (GO): nucleotide binding
Source: RefSeq, a predicted model, not a curated record